Messenger RNA from Priapulus caudatus, 360 nucleotides. Its product is annotated as A/G-specific adenine glycosylase-like. The record is from RefSeq and is a predicted model, not a curated record. The transcript has a single exon. The annotation marks the transcript as partial. Gene Ontology annotation, molecular function: oxidized purine DNA binding; adenine/guanine mispair binding; purine-specific mismatch base pair DNA N-glycosylase activity. Gene Ontology annotation, biological process: mismatch repair; base-excision repair. Lineage: Eukaryota; Metazoa; Priapulida; Priapulimorpha; Priapulimorphida; Priapulidae.
UGGCAGUUUGAUAAAACGGCCUACCGGGUAUGGCUUUCGGAGAUCAUGUUGCAACAGACGCAGGUUGCCACGGUAAUACCAUAUUACCAUCGGUUUCUAAAAAGCUUUCCGACAAUAAGGUGCCUCGCGAUUGCUGAUAUCGAUUCGGUAUUACGGCACUGGCAAGGCCUCGGCUAUUAUGCCCGUGCUCGAAAUCUUCAUCGGGCGGCGAUUAUAAUUUGCGAUCAGCACGAUGGUCAAUUUCCAGUCGAAUUCGAAGCUGUUUUGGACUUGCCGGGUAUCGGUCGCUCGACUGCUGCGGCUAUCUUAACGUUUGCCUGCGAGCAGAGCCGGCCGAUACUCGACGGCAAUGUCAAACGC